GUUCAAAAGAAGAAAAGAAAAUUUUGUUAAAAAAAAAUGCAGCAGCAACAUUCCUUAGAGAAAGAAACAUGUAAUGAAGAAAAACCAAAGAUGAAAACAAAACCGUGUAUUAUCGAUUCCCUGUUGGAUCUUCAUGUCAAUCAACGUUUAAUAUCGGAAGAAGACGUUAUUAGAGAUAUGGAAGGCGCUAUUUUUGCGGGUUACGAUACAACCGCCCACGCUAUAUCAUGGACUCUUUAUUUCCUGGGAAGAUUCCACGAAAUACAAGAGAAGGUAUAUCUAGAAUUGCAAGAAAUUUUCAAAAAUGAUAUGAAUAGCGAUGAUGAUAUUACUAUCGAUGACUUGACGAAAAUGACGUACUUAGAAUGCGUAAUUAAGGAGUCGAUGAGAAUCUAUCCUCCCGCUCCUUUUAUUGCAAGAAAAAAUCCUUCAAAAAUGAAAAUAGGUAAUUACGUGUUGUCUGCAAAUUCGACUCUUGUCAUCAGUAUCUAUGGCAUCCAUCAUAAUCCUUCUGUUUACGAAAAUCCCGAAGUGUUUGAUCCUGACCGUUUCUUACCUGAAAACUAUAAAAAUCUUCAUCCUUACGCAUUUCUGGCAUUUUCUGCUGGUCCACGAAAUUGUCCCGGAAAUAAACUUGCCAUGAUUAAAAUGAAAAUGGUUUUGGCAAAUGUUCUUCGUAAUUUUAAAGUUUACUCUUUGGAUCCUCAGGAUAAAAUUGUUACUUCAUGGGAUAUUAUGUUGACCCCAACAUCGGGUAUAAGAAUGUGUGUAGAAAAAAGAUGUAUGUUUUAAGAUAUAAAAUAAGCUGAACGUUGGGGUAAUUUUUAUUACAAAUAUAUAUAAACAUAGAGUUAUAUCAUAUAAUUUAGAA
Molecule: messenger RNA, 871 nt
Organism: Centruroides sculpturatus (bark scorpion)
Lineage: Eukaryota; Metazoa; Arthropoda; Arachnida; Scorpiones; Buthidae
Product: cytochrome P450 4C1-like
Exons: 5
Coding region: 37-792 (251 amino acids)
Molecular function (GO): iron ion binding; monooxygenase activity; oxidoreductase activity, acting on paired donors, with incorporation or reduction of molecular oxygen
Source: RefSeq, a predicted model, not a curated record